Molecule: messenger RNA, 741 nt
Organism: Triticum aestivum (bread wheat)
Lineage: Eukaryota; Viridiplantae; Streptophyta; Magnoliopsida; Poales; Poaceae
Product: ras-related protein Rab-2-A
Exons: 5
Coding region: 72-584 (170 amino acids)
Molecular function (GO): GTPase activity; GTP binding
Source: RefSeq, a predicted model, not a curated record
CGCGCACUAAGGCCUCUUCAGAGUCGCUCGGAAUCUCCUGAACCCCACGAAGAGUCAUCUUAGAACAGAGGAUGUCGCUCUACAACUUCACGUACGUCCUCAUCGGCGACUCAGGUGUCGGCAAGACAUGCCUGCUGGUGCAGUUCCUCCACAAGGAGUUCCACCCCGUCCUUGAGCUCAACCUCGACACCGAGCGCGGAGACAGGAUGAUCACCAUCGACAACAAGCCCGUCAAGCUUCUGAUUUGGGACACGCCAGGCAGAGACGCAUUCAGAUCGCUGACUACACCACUCUACUACAUGGCUGUCGGUGCUCUUUUGGUUUAUGACAUCACCAGGAGGGAGACUUCUAACCAUCUCGUGAACUGGCUGCAAGAUGCAAGGCAAUAUUCGCACCCUGGCAUGACAAUAAUGCUGAUUGGGAACAAAUGUGAUCUAUCUCACAGCCGUGCCGUGAGCUAUGAGGAGGGCAAGCGGUUUGCAGAGGACCAUGGUCUGCUAUUCAUGGAGGCAUCUGCCAAAACUGCACAGAAUGUUGUGGAGGGUUUCCUUCAGACUGCUGGAGCAAUAUACCAGAAAACUUAGGAUCCUCUCUUCGAUCCAUAUAAUUAGGUGAAAUUUUAGCCAAAGAGGCCCAAGUGCUGGGCUUCAGUUAAUGUUUCCCUACCCAGGCCCUUUUCUUUCAGCUUGUUUGCCUGUUGAACCUUGUUACAUAAAAACAGUUAUCUUGGUGCUUUCAUUA